This is a messenger RNA of Caenorhabditis remanei, 483 nucleotides long. RefSeq lists its product as uncharacterized. Bases 1 to 483 code for a protein of 160 amino acids. The record is from RefSeq and is a predicted model, not a curated record. NCBI's taxonomy places the organism in Eukaryota, Metazoa, Nematoda, Chromadorea, Rhabditida, Rhabditidae. The transcript has 4 exons.
AUGUUUCCAGCGCUAGCAGGGAUUUCUCUUGGUGUACUGAAUAGUUUCAAUGUGACAGUGGAAUUCCAAGGAUUAGAAGUUCUUAUCGCACUUGGAUAUGUGUGCACGGCAAUCCUCUUUGUUUUUGAAAACCGCUUCUAUACAAUAUGCGCUCAGAAUUGUGAAAUUUGGAAGUGGUUCAGACAUGUUUGGUUAGCGGGACACUACAUUGUAGUGGCAAUAUUGUAUUCAGGAUUCUUGUUUUUUAUUCCGGAUCAAACCAAUCUUCCCGAAAACGUGUUUCGAAGGCUACCAUGCUUGCUUCGUAACCUUUACGAAGCUCCAAUAUUAGUGAUAGCAGAAGACUAUACCUAUCAUGUUAUAUUCCCUUCGGUUGUAUCCGUGGCUAUCAGCCGUUCAUCUCGAACCAACAAAAAAUAUACUAAAUCUUACCUUAAAAUACUUGUACUUGGAGAUAUAACAGCAAUUGUGCUCCAUAAUUGA